CCUUGCUAUCAGCAGGCAAUGUUGAAAGGCCGCACGAUGUCACAUAUGCGUCGGAUGUACGCGAUGAUGUCGGGGGAGAGUACAACCCAGAAGUUGGCCAGAAAGAUUACAAAAGACCUGUGAUAUGUCUUGCCAUCUUGGUGCUUUGUGUCUGCUUCAUUGUGUUCAUGAGCAAGCCUUCAUAUGAAUACGAAUACAUAGAUUUGUCUCAUCUUAGAAAUAUACCAGAAGAAAUAGAACCAGUUAUAUUCGACAAUAUCACCUUUCACAAGUUGUCUCAUCUUGGAAAUGUACAAGAAGAACGUCAAACAGCUAUGGCUGUUAGCUUCAACGACUUGCUGAAAGAGUACUCAAGGAAAGUUAGAGAUCUUCAACAUGCGGGACAAUGGAUGUACAAUCAAGUGAAUCCAUGUGAAGAGGAAUCAUACCCUGGGAGGGCCUGUGUUGAACCAAGCUGCCCAGCACCCCAGUCCACAACACUGGAAGAAAACCUGAGAAGUGUCCUGUCUACUAUGUCGGAACGAAAUCUCCAGGAUCUGGACCUAAUAAUGGGACUGUUCCCAGAGCCCCCUACCGGCAAAAGAACAAUGUUUGUCACAGCAACAUCCAGCAACCACUUCUACGAGUCCCAGGCCCUGAUCCGGAACCUCCACAGGAAUGUCUUCCCUCUGAUUAAUAACUACACAUUUGUGCUCUAUGAUCUGGGACUGACGGCAGCUGAACGAAAGCAGAUGGAGAAACAUUGUCGUUGUGAAGUUCGGAGAUUUCCGUUGGAGUUCAUGCCUUCAAGGUUGCACAAUCUCAAAUGCUACACAUGGAAACCGAUUAUUAUACAGGCUAACCUACAUAAGGCAGACAUACUGGUGUGGAUGGACGCAUCUGUGAGGUUCUCCAACAGUAUCAUCAAAUCCCUGCUAGAUGAUGCAGAGAGACGAGGCAUGGUCUUAGCCUCAGGUACAAACUCUGUGGCACAGCAUACUCUACAGGUUACAAUGAACUACAUGAAGGAAGACGUCUGCACCCUAGCUCCAGUGUUAGAGCAUGAAGCAACAUUCAUCAUGUUUCACAACGAGCAGUUGGUACAAGAGGCCGUUGUGAAACCAUGGGCAGCUUGUGCCAUGAGUGCUAAGUGCAUGUGUCCUCGGGAUCCAGAACAAGACAGCUUCUGUGAGGUGAACAUCCACAAAUACAAGAAAUGUCAUCGAUUUGACCAAUCAGGAAUAAACAUCAUCCUCGCCAAACUUUUUCGGGACCACACAAGUAGUUUUAUUUCGCCAUACUAUUACUAUGUCAGUUUACAGCGUGAUGAUUCUUAUCUUUAUUUUGAUGAACUGGAGAAAUGGCAUGCAGCGCGGGCUAGUCGUCGCUUUGCUUAGGGUUUGGUGUAUAGAAAUAUUCCAAGUAUUCAGAGUAUUCUGAGACAUUCGGAGUAUUCUGAGACUUUCUGAGUCAUUCUGUACAUUCUUAGUAUUGUGAGACAUAUGUAGAAUAAAGACAUCUUGGUACUUCGGAACAUUUCAGAACCGAAUGUUAUUAACAAAAGGAACCCCGAAAAGGAUGAAACCUGUGGCAUUGCUCUGGAAUGAGUAAAUUCACCUAUCAGAGAACUUUCAUUUCGAAACCUGUGUGUCGAAUGUCUUUGGUUCCGCCUGAAAAAAAGGUUUCGACUUGCCAAUUACCAAGACUCAAUAGAUGCCGCCUAACAACCUCGAUAAUCUGCAGGGUAUACGUUACAAUCACUCUCCACUAUACCUUGGAUGCAUCCACGGCUUGGCCCGAUGAUUAUGUUACAGAAAUCUAACCCACU
Haliotis rubra (blacklip abalone) is the source of this 1807-nucleotide messenger RNA. RefSeq lists its product as uncharacterized. The transcript has 10 exons. NCBI's taxonomy places the organism in Eukaryota, Metazoa, Mollusca, Gastropoda, Lepetellida, Haliotidae. The record is from RefSeq and is a predicted model, not a curated record. The coding region runs from base 168 to 1376 and encodes 402 amino acids.